Molecule: messenger RNA, 2582 nt
Organism: Phragmites australis (common reed)
Lineage: Eukaryota; Viridiplantae; Streptophyta; Magnoliopsida; Poales; Poaceae
Product: pentatricopeptide repeat-containing protein CRP1, chloroplastic
Exons: 5
Coding region: 91-2100 (669 amino acids)
Molecular function (GO): protein binding
Source: RefSeq, a predicted model, not a curated record
GGGGAAAAUAUCAUAAAACCAGAUAAACCCCCCCCUCUCUUCCUUCCUCCCGCGCCCGCGCCUCCACCACUCGCUCUCUCCGCCUCCACCAUGCCCGCCUCCCUCCUUCCCCCGACCUUCCUCCCCCACCGCCUCCGUCGCCUCGCUUCCCCGGGCUGCGCCACGCCGGCCUCCUCCUCCUCCGCCUCUGCCUCCGCUCCCGCGAGCCGCUACGAUUUCGAGCCCCUCCUGGCGUACCUCUCCUCCCCCUCCGUGUCCGCCUCCCUCACGUCGCCGUCCCCACCGGUCUCCGUUCCGGUGCCAGAGCGCCGCCUCGCCGCGUCCUACUCCGCGGUCCCCUCGCACGAGUGGCACGCGCUGCUACGGGGCCUCGCCGCCAGCGAUGCGUCCCUGCCGCUCGCCUACGCGCUGCUCCCGUUCCUCCACCGCCACCGUCUCUGCUUCCCGCUCGACCUCCUCCUCUCCUCGCUCCUCCAUUCGCUCUCCGUGUCCGGCCGCCUGCUCCCGCACUCGCUGCUGCUCUCCUUCCCGCCGUCGCUCUCCUCGCCGCCCUCGCCGCUGCUGCUCAACUCCCUCCUCGCCGCCUCCGCCGCCGCGUCGCGCCCCGCCGUCGCGCUGCGGCUGCUCGCGCUGCUCCGAGAGCACGACUUCCUCCCGGACCUCGCCUCCUACUCGCACCUCCUCGCGUCGCUGCUCAAUACGCGGGACCCGCCGGACGCCGCGCUGCUCGAGCGCCUCCUCAGCGACCUCAGGGAGUCGCGGCUCGAGCCCGACGCGCCGCUCUUCUCCGACCUCAUAUCGGCCUUCGCGCGGGCGUCGCUCCCGGACGCGGCGCUCGAGCUGCUCGCUUCCGCGCAGGCUAUCGGGCUCACGCCGCGGUCCAACGCCGUCACCGCGCUCAUCUCCGCGCUUGGCGCGGCGGGGCGCGUCGCCGAGGCGGAGGCGCUCUUCCUCGAGUUCUUCCUUGCCGGGGAGAUCAAGCCGCGGACGCGCGGCUACAACGCGCUGCUUAAAGGGUAUGUGAGGAUUGGGUCGCUCAAAAAUGCCGAGCAGGUGCUCGAUGAAAUGUCACAAUGUGGAGUCGCGCCAGAUGAGGCCACAUACAGCUUGCUUGUGGACGCAUAUACAAGGGCUGGAAGGUGGGAGAGUGCGAGGAUACUGCUGAAGGAGAUGGAGGCCGAUGGAGUUAAACCAAGCUCAUACGUGUUCAGCCGGAUCCUUGCGGGGUUCCGUGAUAGGGGAGAUUGGCAGAAGGCGUUUGCAGUGCUCCGAGAGAUGCAUGCGAGUGGGGUGCGUCCAGACCGGCAUUUCUACAACAUCAUGAUUGAUACAUUUGGGAAGUACAACUGCCUUGGGCAUGCCAUGGAUGCAUUUGACCGAAUGCGAGAAGAAGGGAUUGAGCCGGAUGUUGUCACAUGGAAUACUCUCAUUGAUGCACAUUGUAAAGGAGGGCGGCACGACCGCGCCAUGAAGCUGUUUGAGGAGAUGCGUGAAAGCAACUGCCCACCAGGCACGACAACAUAUAACAUCAUGAUCAAUUUGCUUGGAGAGCAAGAGCGGUGGAAGGGGGUGGACACAAUGUUAUCAGAAAUGGAAGAGCAGGGUUUGGUACCGAAUAUUAUCACAUAUACUACACUCGUGGAUGUUUAUGGAAGGUCCGGUAGGUACAAGGAGGCAAUUGAUUGCAUUGAAGCGAUGAAAGCUGAUGGCCUGAAGCCAUCGCCUACUAUGUACCAUGCCUUAGUCAAUGCAUACGCUCAAAGGGGUUUAGCGGACCAUGCGUUAAAUGUGAUCAAGGCCAUGAAAGCAGAUGACCUAGAGGUUAGCACCGUAGUGUUGAAUUCCUUGAUUAAUGCUUUUGGUGAGGAUAGAAGGGUUGUCGAAGCCUUCUCUGUGCUGCAGUUUAUGAGGGAAAAUGGUUUGAGACCUGAUGUUAUAACAUACACAACGCUAAUGAAAGCAUUAAUACGCGUUGAGCAGUUUGAUAAGGUUCCUGUUAUAUACGAAGAAAUGAUCACUUCAGGAUGUGCCCCUGAUCGAAAAGCUAGAGCAAUGCUGCGGUCAGCUUUAAAAUACAUGAAGCACAUGAGGGUUGCAUAGGCAAUUUGAUACAAUUACUGAUAGAUGAUGCCUUAUGGGAUCAGAAUCUUUCUGCUGAUCUUAUUAAACUCCCAAUAGAAAGGUGAAGGUCCAUCUGCUGACCGCUACAUGCUGCUUUAAAGCAAAAUGACAUAAUCAUGCUAUCUUCAUCUGUCUUCCUAAUCGGUUAGGAGAAGACAGGAAUAUCUUCAUCAUUUGCACCAGAAGGGGGACUAAAUACAUGACACAAAGGAGAGAACUUGAUAUAGGAAACAAAUGCAAUGUCAGGACGUCAAAAUUUGAGUUGGAUGCCUGGAAUUGAUCUUGGUCUAUAAUUUCAAUUCCGAAAUUUGCUGAGACAAUGAAUUGUAACAUGGAAUUACAAUUCCAGCCAUUCCCAAAUUGUAUUUAGAUGUAGAUUUUUGCAGAGUUUGUGUAAGACAAUGCAAUGCAAAAGAAAUGUAUUACUCCCUCCAGUCAUGCAUACAUAUUGUUUUGGAUAA